AUGAUGGGGUCGCGCCAGUGGCAGUCUCCGGCUGGUGCUCCUGCGGCCGCCGAUGCCGCGGAGGAGGACACCGGCGGCGUCGGGGGCCCGUCCAGGCGGCCGCUGCGCCACGGGUUGCACCGCGCGUCGCCCUACGGGGGUGGCCCCCGCCGGUGGCUCCCCAAGGUCCCCGUGGCUUCGAGGAUAUUCCCCACCAGGCCCCGCGACCGCGCCGCCUCCGACAAUGAUCAAGAGGUUCAUCGUGAAUCACUGGAAGUUAUUCAUGAAAGACACUCCACAGAACCAAACAUCAAUGCUGCAGCCAUUCUACCACCAACAUCUGUGAGCAAUACAUUCAACUUGCUUCUGGAAGGUGACAGGAAUCCAAGUCAUGGCAAUGGGCUUGCUGACAUUGAGAACAUAAUCAACCAGAGAUAUUUUUCUAGGGAUGAGACACUACGUCUUACAGAGAUCAUGCGGUCAAGGACUCCUGAUUUUAGUGUGGAAGACCAGAGACCUUCAGUAUCUACUGCAAAAGGUUUUGAAACAUCAUUUUCAACACCUGCCAAACUGAUUGAGGAUCAGCCAUCCUUGAGGACUGAUAUUGUUCCAUCAUCCAAUGUGCAUGACAUUGGUUCUUCACCGAUUGAAAUUGCAAAAGCUUUUAUGGAAGCACAGACCUCAGCUUUUGUACACGAGUCCAAAAGGCGGAAAUUCAGAGCUUUGAGUCAUGGAGUUGAGGCUGACAAUUCGACAUCAAAAGUUUUCCCUACAAUAACUAAUGAUUGUUCUGUAUGCUGGCCUGGUUCAGUUGUUCGAGGUUGUCCCAAUUAUCUUACACCACAAAGUAAUAAAGGAAGGACCCUGCCUCAGCCUCUUUCUCGCACACCAUACAAUAGAUCAGUUUUUCGAAGAUCUAUUAAGAACAGCAGGCAUGGUGAUACAUACAAUGGACAGACACAAUUUUCCACUCCAUUUUCUAUUGGAAGUAAGACAAUACUAGAGGAUAAACAUGCAUCAACAAGUGGUGGUAUGGUGCAGCCUUCAUCUUCCAGGGGAGAGAGAGAUGGUUUUGGUUCUAUUCCAAGAGAAGGUUCUGCCGCAAUGAAGAAUGUUGCAUUCAACUUGCAAGGGUCAGAUGGCAAAAGCAUGACAGAAAAUAGAGCAAUUUUUGGAUGUGCUUCAGGUGUAGACAAUAUCUCCAGGGGUGCUUCAGUAUCUGUUCAUCCCAAGUCAAGUGAAACAGCUUUCAAAAUACUUAAGCAACUUGACAGGACUAUUCCUUCCCCUACAUCAAAGCCACUAGGGCUGAGACAGACAUUAGCCAAUAGAAAUACUUCUUCUGUUGCCACCAACAGACAGAUCAAAGGGCCUGAUUUCAGUAUCGGUAAUGGUAAUAAACAGAGCAGCAUUAAUGAGAGUGGCAGUGCUAACUCGGAGACUACAUAUGGGAAGAAGGUUCAGCAACCUCAAAGCAGUCCUAUUGCAGAAGAGUCAAGUGAAAAAGUCCAGAGAAGCGGAGCUAACUCAGAUGUUUCUGAAGCAGGCACUUCUCAGCAGCCUCUGAAAUCAAACUUAACACCCACUUCAGUUGCCGAGGUCUUGGAUAAUAAAAACACUAGCAAAGGUUUCAGCUUUACAUUUCCUAUUCCUAAAGCUCCAAGUUCUCUACUUGAACCGCCACCUACACCAACCAUGGCUUCACCACCAAGGACCCUUCCAAUCACUAAUGAAGAUAUUCCCACGUUCACCUUUGGCUCACCCAGUACGGCCAACAAACUCGUUUUCUCCUUCAACUCCACAAGCAGUUCUCUUGGUGCUGGCGCAACAGACCCAACCUUCAAAUUUGGAUCUGAUAAUAAGCGAGAGCUUGUGUUUUGA
Miscanthus lutarioriparius is the source of this 1860-nucleotide messenger RNA. NCBI's taxonomy places the organism in Eukaryota, Viridiplantae, Streptophyta, Magnoliopsida, Poales, Poaceae. The record is from the annotation of a GenBank genome assembly.